GGCCUUUGUGACUCAUUGUGUCUGUGUCGAGGCGUCAGGAGGGCCUGGAGCUGAGCGCGGCGCCCUUCGGCCGGCCUGAGCCCCAGAGUCAACUCCCUUUUCUCGCCCAGCGCCCCCAGCCGCUCCCGGGGCUCACGGAAUAGUACAGAAACGGAUACCAGACAUCUCACAGGACAGAAAGGAGCGCACACGAGCACAAACCCUGUUGGGAUCGAGUCAGGUCCCUGAGCCUGAAUGAUGACUGCUGAGUCGAGGGAAGCCACAGGUCUGUCCCCCCAGGCUGCCCAGGAGAAGGACGGUAUCGUGAUAGUGAAGGUGGAAGAGGAGGAUGAGGAGGAGCACAUGUGGGGGCAGGACGCCAGCCUCCAGGAGUCUCCCCCGCCCGACCCGGAGAUCUUCCGCCAGCGCUUCAGGCACUUCUGUUACCAGAACACGUUCGGGCCUCGAGAGGCCCUGAGUCGACUGAAGGAGCUCUGCCACCAGUGGCUGCGGCCCGAGAUCCACACCAAGGAGCAGAUCCUGGAGCUGCUGGUGCUCGAGCAGUUCCUCUCCAUCCUGCCCCGGGAGCUCCAGGCCUGGCUGCAGGAGUACCGGCCCGACAGCGGGGAGGAGGCUGUGACCCUGCUGGAGGAUCUGGAGCUGGAUUUGUCAGGACAGCAGGUCCCAGGUCAAGUUCAUGGGCCUGAGAUGCUCGCAAGGGGGAUGGUGCCUCUGGAUCCAGUGCAGGAGUCCUCGAGCUUUGACCUUCCUCAUGAGCCCACCCAGUCCCAUUUCAAACAUUCAUCUCGGAAACCCCGUCUGUUACAACCUCGAGCUCUCCCUGCCACCCACGUUCCUGCCCCUCAUCCUGAGGGGGCUCCCAGAGACCAGGCGAUGGCAUCUGCAUUGUUCUCGGCAGAUUCCCAGGCAAUGGUGAAGAUCGAGGACAUGGCCGUGUCCCUCAUCCUGGAGGAAUGGGGAUGUCAGAACCUGGCUCGGAGGAAUCUCAAUAGGGACGCCAGGCAGGAGAAUUAUGGGAACGUGAUUUCCCAGGGUUGUGAAAACAGGGAUGAGACUGAGGAGUCCACCUCAAAGGCUGAAAGUGCAGAAGACUCAGCAUCACGUGGGGAGACCGCAGGAAAAUUCCAGAAAGAUGUCGGAGAAAAGCGUGAACAGCAGGGCAGAGUGGUAGAAAGGCAGCAGAGAAACCCUGAGGAGAAAGCUGGAAAAGAAAAGAGAGACUCGGGGCCAGCUACAGUCAAGGAGAAAAAACCCAGCGCAGGAGAGCGAGGCCCGAGGGAGAAGGGGAAGGGUCUGGGAAGAAGCUUCAGUCUGAGCUCCAACUUCACCACCACCGAGGAAGUUCCCACGGGAACCAAGUCUCACAGAUGUGAUGAAUGUGGAAAAUGCUUCACACGGAGUUCAAGCCUUAUUCGCCAUAAAAUAAUCCACACUGGAGAGAAGCCCUAUGAAUGUAGUGAGUGUGGGAAAGCCUUCAGUCUUAACUCAAACCUCGUCCUGCAUCAGCGCAUCCACACAGGAGAGAAGCCUCAUGAAUGUAACGAGUGUGGCAAAGCCUUCAGUCACAGUUCAAAUCUCAUUCUGCAUCAGCGAAUCCACUCUGGGGAGAAACCCUAUGAAUGUAACGAGUGUGGGAAGGCCUUCAGCCAGAGCUCAGACCUCACUAAGCAUCAGAGAAUCCACACGGGGGAAAAACCCUACGAAUGUAGUGAGUGCGGAAAAGCUUUCAACCGAAACUCAUACCUUAUUUUGCACCGGAGAAUUCACACCCGAGAAAAGCCCUAUAAGUGCACGAAGUGUGGCAAAGCCUUCACCCGGAGCUCGACCCUCACUCUGCAUCACAGAAUCCACACCAGAGAGCGAGCCUCAGAGUACAGCCCGGCCUCCCUCGACGCGUUUGGAGCAUUCCUGAAAAGCUGUGUGGCCCAGUUUGAGAUUUUCCGUCAAGAACUAAAACUCAUCCGUCACUUGUUCGUCAACCAGCAGCCCAAGCUUGGCAGGGACCACCGGCGCACCCGAGACACCGAGAUGCAGAAAAGACCUCCCGAAUUCCUAGAGGGGCUGCUGCGGCCCCUCGCAGCUCUCCGCGGGCGGAGCUAUGACGUACUUCCGGCUGCGCCGGCCGCGCGUGUAGCCCUCAAGAACCAGAAACCCACAGGAACCAACAUUCCUGCCCCACGGAAUCCUGUCUGUAGUGACAGCUGUUUCUGGAGCGCCUCCGAGAUGAAGGUGCUGGGCAUGGCCACAGUUCUGGGCCCUAGGCCUCCACAGGAGCAGGGGCCUGUGAUUGUGAAGAUUGAGGAGGAGGAAGAGAAAGGGAAGCGCCUUCCCAUGGAGAUAUUCCGCCAGCGCUUCAGGCAGUUUGGGUACCACGACACCCCUGGCCCCCGGGAGGCACUCAGCCAGCUCCGGGUGCUCUGCUGCGAGUGGCUGCGGCCCGAGAUCCACACCAAGGAGCAGAUCCUGGAGCUGCUGGUGCUCGAGCAGUUCCUGACCAUCCUGCCCCAGGAGCUCCAGGCCUGGGUGCAGGAGCACUGCCCUGAGAGUGCCGAAGAGGCCGUCACUCUCCUGGAGGAUCUGGAGCGGGAGCUGGAUGAGCCGGCACCACAGGCUUCCCCACCUCCCCGUGAGCAGAAACGGUCGUGGGAGAAGAUGUCACCCUCAGGAACGGCAGAGGAGUCCCUGAGCAGCCCGCAGCUAGAGUCUGUGGAGACCAGUCACAGAUAUGAGUCUUGGGGGCCCCUCUACAUCCAAGAGACUGGUGAAGAGGAGAAGUUCACUCCAGCGCUGAGGAAGGUUCGAGAUCGUAAGUCGAAGACCCAGAAUGAGGAAUCAACAGAUAAGGAGGGAAGUUCUGAAGAAUCUCAUGCAGAAGGAUUCAGAAGGGAUACACUUCCCAUGAUUAUCGCCGAUAAAUGUGAGGCCAGGUUAGAAAGGCAGUGGGUAAAUCCAGAAAAGGAGAGAGGAACAAAAACCCCUCUCCAAGACAAAGGUUCUGCUAAAGGUAGAGAAGUAGUGACUAAACCUGCCCCAGGAGAGAGACGUUACAUAUGUGCUGAGUGUGGGAAGGCCUUUAGUAAUAGCUCCAACCUCACUAAACACCGGAGAACACACACUGGGGAGAAACCAUAUGUGUGCACCAAAUGUGGGAAGGCUUUCAGCCACAGCUCCAACCUGACCCUUCACUACAGAACACACCUGGUGGACCGGCCCUAUGACUGUAAGUGUGGGAAAGCCUUCGGUCAGAGCUCAGACCUCCUUAAGCACCAGCGAAUGCACACUGAAGAGGCCCCUUACCAGUGUAAAGAUUGUGGCAAAGCCUUCAGUGGCAAAGGCAGCCUCAUUCGCCACUACCGAAUACACACCGGGGAGAAGCCGUAUCAGUGUAAUGAGUGUGGGAAGAGCUUUAGUCAGCACGCGGGUCUUAGUUCUCACCAGAGACUCCAUACUGGAGAGAAGCCGUAUAAGUGCAAGGAGUGUGGGAAAGCCUUCAACCACAGCUCCAAUUUUAAUAAGCACCAUAGAAUCCAUACUGGGGAAAAGCCCUAUUGGUGUAGUGAUUGUGGGAAAACCUUCUGUAGUAAGUCCAAUCUUUCCAAACAUCAGAAAGUCCACACUGCAGAGGGAGAAGGGUCUUAACUGUCGGGUACGAUCUCUUGGUGGUUUUUGUUUUUCUAACUUUAGAACGUGAAUGCUAGAGACAGCCCAAUAAUUGCAGAGUUAACUAUGGAGUAGAUUUUGUUUGUUUGACUCAAUGUUAAGGGGAUGGAGUGAGAGCUCAGGCAGGGACAGGGUGGGUUCCUCACCUGCCCACCAAGUCACCGGGGCGGGGUCCCCUCACUACACUUCACGUCCCGUACACCAUGCCGGCAUUGCCUUCUGUAUAGUCACACUGCUUUGUGUCCAGUAUAAUUAAAGAAGAAGCAUUAGAACUGUUUAGCUGUUUUAGAAUAUACUCAAGAUUAUGACUUGUAAAGAAAUGAGCCAUGUUGAACACAGUUUAAUCUGAUUCAGAAUAAACUUAAAAGUUCUUGUAA
This is a messenger RNA of Dama dama (fallow deer), 4037 nucleotides long. It is a transcript of the gene ZKSCAN1, whose product is annotated as zinc finger with KRAB and SCAN domains 1. Gene Ontology annotation, molecular function: DNA-binding transcription factor activity, RNA polymerase II-specific; RNA polymerase II cis-regulatory region sequence-specific DNA binding. The record is from RefSeq and is a predicted model, not a curated record. Bases 235 to 3639 code for a protein of 1134 amino acids. Lineage: Eukaryota; Metazoa; Chordata; Mammalia; Artiodactyla; Cervidae. The transcript is spliced from 12 exons. Gene Ontology annotation, biological process: regulation of transcription by RNA polymerase II.